Messenger RNA from Funneliformis mosseae, 135 nucleotides. The record is from the annotation of a GenBank genome assembly. Lineage: Eukaryota; Fungi; Glomeromycota; Glomeromycetes; Glomerales; Glomeraceae.
AUGAAUUUAUGGAACCAAAUGUUAAGAAACGAAAAAUUAGAUGAUGAAUCUGAUUUAGAGGAUGAAACAAAAUGGACGCUAGAAAAUUUAUUUAAUAUAGAAUUAGAAGUGCCCGAAUAUGUAAACAAUUUAUAA